Molecule: messenger RNA, 2631 nt
Organism: Populus euphratica (Euphrates poplar)
Lineage: Eukaryota; Viridiplantae; Streptophyta; Magnoliopsida; Malpighiales; Salicaceae
Exons: 4
Coding region: 740-2254 (504 amino acids)
Source: RefSeq, a predicted model, not a curated record
AUGUGGGCAAGACAGCCUGCAAUAACUACAAGAGGUUCGGAGCUGGCUGUUCAAUUUUGAAAAAUAAUCCUUACAUUAAUGCGUUAGGCACAUAUUUCUGAUCAAGAGUACUAACAAAUGAUGGGUUGUAACUUGGUAGAUGAGAAAAAAUUUGACCUAGAGCUAUAGUAGUAUUUCUCAAGUGCAAGAAAGAGACAUUUUCUUCUCUACAAAAAAUUCUUUUCUUUUCCUUAAGAUUUUUUAAUUAGAGAGAGGCUCGGGUGUUUAAUUAAUGGUGUUAUUUAUUUGUAUUCAUUUGAAGAGGCAAAGAAAAGAAACUUAAAUGUAGUCUUAUUAUUUGCUAAGAAGAAUUGUUUCUUCUCCUGCAGGGGAGGUUCAACUACCACCUAACUUUUUUCCUUGGCCAACAAACGAUGUUUAAUGAAACAAUCAAUUCCAUUAUCUGCUAUCUGUAGUAAUAGUGUGUUCCCUCUCUCCCCCUUUUCUCUCCCCAGUACGUCCUUAGAAGGUAGAAAAGAAAAGUCCUCACGCUUUCAUCAAGUGAGGCACAUUUUGGAAGUGGUCAACAAGUUAGGGAAACAUUGUUUCCACAACAUUUCCGAGAACUCUAAAUCAAGAAAUCAAGACUAAGAAGAGAGGCAUGCGUGCUUUCAUUGACAUUUUGGAUCUAUUAGGAACAAAUGAUUUCCUUAAAACUCCUCCCUCAUAGCUAGCUUCAUCUCAUAAUUCUUUCUUCUACAUGUCUUUCUAUUUGUGUCUCUGGGGUCUAUUCAACUAUUUGAAGUGGGUAGUAGUGAUGCCUCUUGGUGAAAUGGCUGUAAUGGGAAAAACCAUGAUGGUUUUAACAUUAACAGGCAGGGUUUUACAUGAUGCUGUGAGCUUCAUCGUCUUCUCUUUUCUAGACAUCCUUGAUCUCGUUCUAUGCUUUGCAUUCAAAGCAGUGGAUUUCAUCAUUGAAGCUGAAUGGAAACCUUGUUAUUGUGCCUCAGCUAAGGAAGCCAUAACAAGUACUGGCAAGAUCUUGGUCUCUGAACAAGGUGAGUCCAAAAUUGUUUGCCUUACUUCUACCAAGUUAAGGUUAGAAGAGAUCUCGGACACCCUUUACACUCGUACUUCAUUAGUGUCUGAGAUUUCAAAAUCAACGGUUAAUGAGCUCAAACGAAUCAAGGUGGAGGGUAAGUCAAGUACUGUCACUGUACAGACAUCCGAGAAGAUCAAGAAAGGAACUAUGAGAUCCACAUUAACUGUCAACUCUACCAUUGUUGAAAUGCUUCAAGGGAAGAUUGGAGGCCAGCACUUACAUCCCAUUUCAAGAUGGUCUGAUUGUGAUUGCAAAUUUUGCACUUCAUGGACCUCUUCUAGCAAAGAAACCCUCUUCGUUAGGGCUGAAGGACCUGAAGAUAAGGGAAAAGGUGAUGUCCUCUUCAUUCAUGGAUUCAUUUCGUCUUCAGCAUUUUGGACAGAGACAUUAUUUCCGAACUUCUCACAUGCAGCUAAAUCAACCUACCGAUUAUUUGCCAUCGAUCUAUUAGGGUUUGGGAGGAGCCCUAAGCCAGCUGACUCCCUUUACACAUUAAGAGAGCAUCUGGACAUGAUUGAACAAUCCGUUAUUGAACCAUACAAAGUCAAAUCCUUCCACAUUGUUGCUCAUUCUUUAGGCUGUAUUUUGGCCCUAGCACUUGCCGUCAAACACCCCGGCUCGGUCAAGUCCUUGACCCUCCUUGCACCACCAUAUUACAAGGUACCAAAAGGUGUCCUAGCAACGCAGCAUGUGAUGAGACAAGUAGCUCCAAGGCGUGUUUGGCCACUGAUCACAUUUGGUGCAUCGAUGGCGUGCUGGUAUGAGCACAUCAGCAGGGCAAUUUGCCUUGUCAUAUGCAAAAAUCAUCGGUUGUGGGAGUUCCUUACCAAACUAGUCACAAGAAACAGGAUUAAGACAUUCUUAAUUGAAGGGUUCUGUUGCCACACCCACAACGCUGCAUGGCACACCCUACACAACAUCAUUUGUGGCACCGGCAGCAAGCUCGAAGGGUACUUGGAUUCAGUCCGUGAUCACCUCAAGUGUGAUGUCAAUAUCUUCCACGGAAAAAAAGAUGAGCUUAUCCCAGUUGAAUGUAGCUACAAUGUUCAACAUAAAAUCCCUCGUGCUCGGGUUAAGGUCAUUGAUGAUGAAGAUCAUAUUACAAUUGUUGUUAAUAGACAAAAGGCGUUUGCCAGGGAGCUUGAAGAGAUUUGGAAGAGAUCAAGUGGUUAAUUAAGACCCUCUUCUUGCUCAAGCUCAAUCAAAGUCGGUUGCCGCAUGCAUAAAUAUUUCCUGUCAAAAUUGGGUAUAAUUAAGUAACCUAAGAUUGGCGUUUUUUUUUAUUUCCUUUACUGCUACUUCAAGUUUGAAGUCUCUCAACUAGGCCAUGUGAAAUGCUUAAUCACUAUAUAGGCCUGUGGAUUUGAUAAGAUAAGCAAAAUGCUCUAAAUGAAAUUAUCUCUCUACAACAUUUUUUUUGAGUUUCUUGGCGCAGUUUACUUUUUUUUUUUCUUGGUUUUUACUUUCAUAUAUAAUGUUCGAUGAAUUGUAUGGUCAAUCCAUAAUAGUGAAACGAUGUUUAAGCAAUAAAUUCGAGUCACACAUUCAUG